GGCCUGUAAACCCUGCACCGCUCCCAAGGAAAGCCGAGCGUUGACAUCCACUCCUCCUCAGGAGAGAGAUACAUAAGGGGAACGGUGCUGCAGUUGCACCCAGUCAACAGCCUGUCAAUCAACCGCACUACAUCACGGAGAGUGAUUACAAAGAGAAGAGACCAACAGUGACCAACAGCCAUGAAUCUUGAGCUGCCCAAAACAGAGAUCAAAUCAGCCACCCGUGUCACUGGUGGUCCCGCCACACCACGCAAAGGGCCGCCCAAGUUCAAGCAGAGGCAGACUCGCCAGUUCAAGAGCAAGCCACCAAAGAAGGGGAUCCAAGGUUUUGGAGAUGACAUCCCUGGCAUGGAAGGUUUAGGCACAGACAUCACUGUCAUCUGCCCCUGGGAGGCCUUCAACCAUCUGGAGCUUCACGAGUUGGCCCAGUAUGGUAUCAUCUGAGCCCCUCACCUUCCCAUCAUCCUCCCUGCCAUGGUCUCCAAACCACCAGUCUCCAUCCUGGCCAUCAGCUCCAAGGGGAUCAUUCCAUUUUUUAUAAUAGAAUAAAAACACAAAAGAGCAACAUUUAUAAAAAUGGAAAAACUAAGAAAAAAUGUCUACCCAAAAAAAAAAAAAAUUCUGACUAUCCACUGCUCCGGUUUCUCUUUUUUCUUGCAGUCUGAGAACACAUUCUGCUCAAAUUGUAGAACAGAAAAGUCUAUGAUCCCGUCAGAUUGCGUUCCGUUUGCCUAGAAAAACUGCUGCUCCUUUUCUUUGGUCUUUUCUACUCUCAUUCCAUUUUCUUCUGGAACACGAAACAUACGCAAGCAAGACAGCCUCAGAGUGAGUUAAAAACAAGAGUCGUAACCGUGAAAUGCCUGGCUUCUCAUUUCACGUGCCUCGUUGCCUCUUCUGUCCACCUUCGCAGAGUUCGUAAGAAAAGAUCUAAGUCCUGUAGAGAUGACACUUCACCCUGCUGGCCGACACCAAAACUUUAUUUCAGCCCACUCUUUCCCCAUCAAUAUGCAGAUUUUGAAAUGUUUUAACCUUCCCACUAUUAACGUCUGUGUAUUAUGGGUAAGGAUAACCUCAGGAACGGUUACUUUCUUUAAAUAUCAUAUUGGCUUUGGCAACCCCCUCAUUCAACGCAUGCAUAGCAUACGUUAACACAUACAGGCACAAUUAGAUCAUUUGAAUUCAUUUUGGGCUAUAAUUCUCGGUUUCAGUAAGUAAGGUGACUGUUUGGGAGCAGUGGCUGGCAUGUGUCCUUCAUCCAUGUAGUUGUUUUUCAUCAGCAUCAUUUGUCCUGUUCAUCAUCACAUCCCACUUUAUCAUUUUGUCCCAUUUGUUUUACUAGAAAUGAAUUCAAUAUAUAUUACAAUUUAUUGCAUUGUAUAUUUUGGUCUACUCAUCAUAUAAGGCUCCAUUUAAAUGUUCUGUAUUUUAUAGAUUUAUGAUUUUCUAGCCAUCAUUCACUUUCACUUUUUUGUCAUUGUGUCAAGAAUGUUUAUUUCCCUAUAUUUAUUUUUGUUGCAUGCUCUGUCUUUCACCAUUAUGUUUUAUGUCCAUUCAUUGAUUUGUUUAACUAUUAGUUUUGUCAUUUUCUAUUUCUAAUUUAAUUUAACGGAUUCUAAUAGAAAAAGCCAAUUUCCCACACAAUCAGCUCCUCAUUUACCAAAAAAUAAAUUAUAUGUCCAAAGUAAAUUCUACAUUUGUAUAAACAUGAACAUACAGUAUGUUAAUUUUCACAUGGAUCCUUGUGUAUUAAGAUUGUGUCUCCUCCUGAAUCCUCAAGUUCUGAGUGAAGCACUCCUGUGUUGUUUUGGCUUGUAUUUUGCAGAUUUCUAAAGUUUCAUAACAUCAGUGACUAAAGUGAAGUUUUCUCUCUACAGGAUGAGAUCAAAAUAAAGCUUAAAAAAAUUGUAAAAAAAAAAA
Messenger RNA from Pimephales promelas (fathead minnow), 1917 nucleotides. RefSeq names its product phosphodiesterase 6G, cGMP-specific, rod, gamma, paralog b (gene pde6gb). The record is from RefSeq and is a predicted model, not a curated record. Gene Ontology annotation, biological process: visual perception; positive regulation of G protein-coupled receptor signaling pathway; positive regulation of epidermal growth factor receptor signaling pathway. NCBI's taxonomy places the organism in Eukaryota, Metazoa, Chordata, Actinopteri, Cypriniformes, Leuciscidae. Gene Ontology annotation, cellular component: photoreceptor outer segment membrane. Gene Ontology annotation, molecular function: 3',5'-cyclic-nucleotide phosphodiesterase activity; cGMP binding.